Hypomesus transpacificus is the source of this 5505-nucleotide messenger RNA. It is a transcript of the gene megf10, whose product is annotated as multiple EGF-like-domains 10. The transcript has 25 exons. Lineage: Eukaryota; Metazoa; Chordata; Actinopteri; Osmeriformes; Osmeridae. Gene Ontology annotation, molecular function: protein binding; scavenger receptor activity. Bases 302 to 3682 code for a protein of 1126 amino acids. The record is from RefSeq and is a predicted model, not a curated record.
UCUCCAAUUGACUGCUGUUGAGAUGUAUUAGUGCCAACCUUUUUUAUUUUUUUUUGCUUACCGCUAUUAAUGACAGGCUCACAAUCUAAAGUCAAGUUACGUUUUUAUUUAAUUUCAUCACUCUUUUCUUAUAAAAUCAGUACCGUUGACCAUCCAACGGAGAAACGUUUUUUUAAUGAACCUGCUAUUUGUUCACCAAUUAAGAGGACAAUUUAAAUCCGAGAAGAGUGUUCUUGAAAGGAUCCAUGAGACUGAGUAGAACAAAACACUUGGCCAUAGAAUAGGUGUAGCUUUGACCAAGAUGGCCCGCUUCCUGUGGCAUUCCUUGAACAUCCUACUGGCGGUGACCUGCUGCUUUCUGCCGAGGUCCACCUCCUCCCUCAAUCUGGAGGACCCCAAUGUCUGCAGCCACUGGGAGAGCUACUCUGUCACUGUCGAGGAGUCGUAUGCACACCCCUUUGAUCAGAUUUAUUACACCAGCUGCACUGACAUCCUCAACUGGUUUAAGUGCACAAGACACAGGCUAAGCUACAGGACUGCCUACCGCCGGGGAGAAAAGACCAUGUACCGCCGCAAGUCCCAGUGCUGCCCAGGCUUUUAUGAGAGUAGUGAGAUGUGUAUCCCCCACUGUGUGGAUAAGUGUGUACAUGGCCGUUGCGUGGCCCCCAACACCUGCCAGUGUGAGCCUGGGUGGGGGGGCUCCAACUGCUCAAGCGCUUGUGACAACAACCAUUGGGGCCCCCACUGUAGUAACCGCUGCCAGUGUCAGAACAGGGCAUUAUGUAACCCAAUCACCGGGGCGUGUAUCUGCAACCCCGGGUACCGGGGCUGGCGCUGCGAGGAACACUGCGAUGCUGGCACCUAUGGAAAUGGGUGCCAACAGAAAUGCCAGUGCCAGAAUGGUGCCACUUGCCACCACGUGACUGGGGAGUGCAACUGUUCGCCGGGGUACACCGGCGCUUUCUGUGAGGACCUGUGCCCGCCAGGAAAGCAUGGUCAGCAGUGUGAGGAGAGAUGCCCAUGCCAGAAUGGUGGGGUGUGCCACCACAUCACUGGACAGUGUUACUGUCCAGCUGGAUGGAUGGGUACGGUGUGCGGCCAACCAUGUCCAGAGGGUCGCUUUGGCAGGAACUGCUCCCAGGAGUGCCAGUGUCACAAUGGGGGCAAGUGCGAAUCGUCCACGGGCCAGUGUCUUUGCAGCCCUGGCUACACUGGAGAACGGUGCCAGGACGAGUGCCCGGUUGGCACGUAUGGCAUGGGCUGCAGCCAGACGUGCCGCUGCGUAAACGGUGCCAAGUGCUACCACAUCAGCGGGGCGUGUCUGUGUGAGCCGGGUUACACGGGAAAGAUGUGUGAGGUCCGCCUGUGUCCGGAGGGCCACUACGGCCUAAAAUGUGACAAGAGGUGUCCUUGCCACGCGCACAACACACGCAGCUGCCACCCAAUGUCCGGUGAAUGUACAUGCCAACCUGGCUGGUCAGGGCUCUACUGUAACGAAACGUGCACCCCUGGAUUUUUUGGAGAAGCUUGCCAUCAAGUGUGCCAGUGCCAGAAUGGUGCUGACUGCCACAGCGUAUCGGGCGAGUGCAUCUGUGCCCCGGGCUUUAAGGGGCCCAACUGUUCCACACCCUGCCCUGCUGGCAGCCACGGAAUCAACUGCUCAUCUAGCUGCAGCUGCAAGAACGGAGCACUGUGCUCAUCGGUAGACGGAGCUUGCUCCUGCAAAGCAGGAUGGCAUGGAGUAGAGUGCUCCAUCAACUGCCCAAGUGGAACAUGGGGGCUGGGUUGCAACCGUACCUGUAAGUGUGGAAACGGUGGUGCUUGCAACGCCCUCAAUGGUCACUGUACCUGUGCCCCUGGGUGGAGGGGUGAGCGGUGUGACUUCCCCUGUCAGGAUGGCACCUAUGGUGUAGACUGCAGGGAGCGCUGUGACUGUAGCCAUGCUGAUGGUUGCCACCCUUCAACCGGGCACUGUCGAUGUCUGGCGGGAUGGACUGGUAUCCACUGUGAUAGUGUGUGCAAGGAGGGCCGCUGGGGUCCCAACUGCUCCCUGCCCUGUAACUGUAAGAACGGGGCCUCCUGCUCCCCUGACGAGGGCACCUGUGAAUGUGCCCCAGGAUACCGAGGGACCACUUGUCAGAUAAUCUGUUCCCCUGGCUACUUUGGCCAUCGCUGCAGCCAAGCCUGCCCCCAGUGUGUCCAUAACAAUGGGCCAUGCCAUCAUGUCUCGGGCCAGUGUAACUGCUUCCCGGGCUUCAAAGGGGCCCUGUGCAAUGAAGUUUGCCCCAGUGGCAGGUUUGGGAAAAACUGUGCGUGGGGCUGCACCUGUACCAACAACGGCACCUGUAACCCCGCUGAUGGCUCAUGCCAGUGUUACCCUGGCUGGAUUGGAAGUGACUGCUCCCAACCCUGCCCACCUGGUCAGUGGGGCCCCAACUGUGGCCACACUUGUAAUUGCCACAAUGGAGCGUACUGCAGUGCCUAUGAUGGGGAGUGCAAGUGUACACCUGGCUGGACGGGCCUCUAUUGCACACAACGCUGUCCACUGGGCUUUUACGGUAAGGGCUGUUUACAGAUCUGCCAGUGUCGUAAUGGAGCUGACUGCGACCACAUCUCCGGGCAGUGCACCUGUCGCACAGGCUUCAUGGGACGCCACUGUGAACAAAAAUGCCCUUCUGGUUCCUAUGGUUAUGGCUGUCGUCAGGUGUGCGAUUGUCUCAACAACUCCACCUGUGACCACAUGACCGGUACCUGUUACUGCAACCCUGGAUGGAAGGGAGCCCGUUGUGACCAAGCUGGCGUCAUCAUCGUGGGCAACCCCAACAGUCUGACCAGCACUGCAGUGCCUGUCGACUCCUACCAGAUUGGUGCCAUUGCUGGCAUCAUUGUCCUGGUGCUGCUGGUGCUCUUCCUUCUCCUCCUCUUCAUCAUCUACAGGAAGAAGCAGAAGGGCAAGGAGCCAACCAUGCCUGCCGUCACAUACACCCCCACUGUGCGUGUCACAGCUGACUAUGCCAUCGCAGAAGCACUCCCACCACCAAGUGACGUCCAUCCAAGCAACUACUUCUCCAAUCCCAGUUACCACACGCUGACCCAGUGCACAAGCCCUCCACAUGUCAGCAACCUAUCUUAUGGAAAAGCUAAGAAUAACCAGUUGUUUGUAAACUUGAAGAAUGUGGAGCAGAGGAAGAGACCUCCCAUAGCGGAUCACACUGGCACCCUUCCUGCAGACUGGAAACACGGAGGCUGCUUUAAUGAGCUAGGAGCAUAUGGCCUUGAGCGCCGAUACAUGGGGAAAUCCCUAAGAGACCUGGCAAAAGGAAUGUCCUAUCAUGCCAGCUCCAGCUCCCUCAAUAGCUCGGAGAAUCCCUACGCCACCAUUAAGGACUCUCCGCUUCUCCUUCCCAAGAACGUUGAGUGUGGCUACGUGGAGAUGAAGUCACCCGCGCGUCGGGACCCGCCGUAUGCCGAGAUCAAUAACUGCAGCCCCACCAACAAGAAUGUCUAUGAAGUUGAGCCCACCAUCAAUGCCAUCCACUCACCCGGCAACAACAAUGGUCAUGGACCUUUUGGCCAGGACCCAUAUGACUUACCCAAAAACAGCCACAUCCCCUGUCACUACGACCUUCUGCCCAUGCGGGACAGCCCCCCCUCCUCGUUCAAGGAGCUUGAUAGCGAAUGAGCUCCCAGACACUCAAAAGAGACCAUGCCCCUUGCCCCUCCCACCUCCCAAGUUCAGUCGAUGGAUGGCCCAUUGGUGACAUACUGAAUGCUCACUCGCUGCAUAUCUUCUCACAAACCUAUUAAAUCUGUAUAUUUUCUCUUUUUUUUUCACUAUCACUAUAAUCAUUCGUAACCCUGUUUGGUUUUUGGCAAGGAUGCUUUCACAUUCACACAAGUGUCAAAAGAGUUUAUUUGCUAUCACCUUAACAUGACACCUUAGCAUGACAGUUAUUUGCAAGCAUUUGGUGUUCAAAGGUGUGGUUUUAGCUAUGUGCAGCUUUGACAUAAUUCUUAUCGAUAUGUGUUCGACAUUCAUUCCACUCAUUGGGUAUUGAUGUAAAUUGCCUUCAAAAACUUUAUGUAAAAAAAAACUGAUAAACCUCAAAUUAUUUUUGUAAUAAUUAAGUGAAUGCUAACAGUAUUAGAAAUUGCCUAACUUGCUGGAGGACCAGUGUAUUAGUCUAAUAUUUUAAGACUCAAUUUUCUGUUUGUUCACCAUUUCCUGUGUGACUGAGAGUGGUUUAAGUGUUGUAUAUCAAUAAUUUGUGGAUCUUUGACAAUGUAUCUGUUCUUGUUCACACAUUUUAAUGUUGAAUAGUCAGACCAUGUUAAGUCAAUAUUCAAAUUAACCAAAGGUUCAAGUAUUGCUUUGAUUUGUAGAUUUUCCAACAUCUCCUUAAGCUUAUUUAGGAAUGGAAAAUGAAAAUGUUUUGUGUCGGAUCCUGGAAAAAUAACAAGAUGCAGAUACUGUUACCGACAUCUUUGUGACAUACCAUGCAAAAUGAUAUUUAAUGCAUCAUUACCAGAACACCGGAUAUGAUUGUGGUACAAUAGGGAUGAUACUAGAGCAAGAGGAAUGAUACUGAAACAUUUUGUACUGACAACUAAUGAGUGUCAAUGUGUUCUGUUUUAUGGCACAGUAACAGUGUUUAUAAAUCUCUGUUUAAAAUGAAUUAAAUGUGACCACACAAACAAUAACUGUAAGAUCUAUGUACUGUAGCUACACAUUACUCAAUAGUGGUUUAGAGCAGUAAAGACAGCUUUUACUGUAUGAACAAAUUCACUGAACUUUUUUGCAGUGCAAUUUCAAACAUGAUGUUUUUAAGAAAAAUAACUUGUCUGUUAUGCUUAAGCUGGACUUUUGCAUGGUAAUAAAAGAACAAACCUACAAAAUAAAUACAAUUAGACAGAUUUAAAUUUGCCUGAAAUAUAUAUUUCAAGAAACAAGUAUAGAUUUUCUCCACUUCUUUUUUUUUAUUUUAUAUAUUGUGAAGACCUAAAUUAGCCUCAAGUCUUAAACCAUUCUGAGCCUAAUAUGAAAUAUAUUUGUACAAAGCUGUUGUGUAUAGCUGUAAUCACUUCUGAAUGAGAGGUGAUGUGUGUUUUUGUGUUCUGUACAAAGCGUUAGUAGCGUUUUGAUGGCCUAUAUUGUAUAAUUACCGGAACAUAUAUGAGUAAGUACAAUCAUCAGUUUCAUUCAUCAUAAAUAGAGUGAAAACCUUCCAUUUUUUAUAUUAUUGUAAAAUUUUAAUUUUAAGACAUCCAUUUUGGCAUUUAAGACAACUUUUUUAGCUACAUUUUUUUCAUUUGAAACGGUUCGUUUUGUUUCUCCUGUAUAAAAAGACAAGGUAUUUAUGCAGUACAAAUUACAUUCAAAUGUAGGCAUACGAUAAAUCAAAGUUUCAUAAAGUGUAAUAUCACUAUGUAUUUAUGAAUUGGUCAUGUUUGGUUGGGAUUUGUAAUUUCUCAAAUGGAAAACAUUAUUAAAAAGGAUGGAAUGAG